Messenger RNA from Lacerta agilis (Sand lizard), 4427 nucleotides. RefSeq names its product retinoic acid induced 14 (gene RAI14). NCBI's taxonomy places the organism in Eukaryota, Metazoa, Chordata, Lepidosauria, Squamata, Lacertidae. The coding region runs from base 304 to 3282 and encodes 992 amino acids. The transcript has 18 exons. Gene Ontology annotation, molecular function: actin binding. The record is from RefSeq and is a predicted model, not a curated record.
GCUGGGCAGCAGCAGUAACAUAAGCGGCGGCGGCGGCGCCUUCAUUUGCAGCGUUCACGUGGGCGCGUGGUGAUGUAAUCCCUCCUCCGCCCGCCCCGUCGUGGCGCUUGGAACGCAGCGGAGCCGCUCUCCGUUGUUUGGCGAGCGGGCAGCUCGAGGGGCGCAAAAAGGCAACUUUUGUUUCUUGGGCCGGUUCCGCUCUCCGAGCCGGUGCGCGCGCCAGCCAGCCAGCCAGCCGUGCAGAGGGGAGCCUCCAUGGGGUGUUGAAAACGCACAAGGUUUAGAACUUUGAAUGGAAUAAGCAUGAAGAGCUUGAAAGCAAAGUUUAGGAAGAGCGAUACCAAUGAGUGGAAUAAGAAUGAUGACCGACUGCUGCAAGCUGUGGAGCAUGGCGACGCAGAGAAAGUGGCAUCGCUGCUGGGUAAAAAGGGAGCCAACGCCACCAAACAUGACAGUGAGGGCAAGACUGCCUUCCACCUGGCUGCCUCCAAAGGGCAGGCAGAAUGUCUCAGGAUUAUGAUGACUCAUGGUGUGGAUGUAGCAGCACAGGAUGGGACAGGGCACAGUGCAUUGCACCUUGCAGCCAAGAACAGCCACCCUGAUUGUGUCAAGAGGCUCCUUCAGUCUAAAUGUCCACCAGAGAGCACUGAUAGCUCUGGGAAGACAGCUUUACACUAUGCAGCUGCUUGUGGCUGCCUUCAAGUAGCUCAGCUCCUGUGUGAACACAAGUGUCCAAUUAAUGUCAAAGAUGUGGAUGGGAAUAUACCUUUGUUACUGGCCGUACAAAAUGGCCACACUGAAGUAACCAAAUACCUUCUGGAGCAUGGAGCAGACAUCAAUUCCAGAGACAAAAAUGGAAGAACGGCUCUGAUGCUGGUGUGCGAAGCAGGAAUCCUCAGCAUUGCAGAAGUCCUCGUCCGAAAAGGUGCAGACAUAAACCUGGUGGAUGCACUUGGACACAAUGCCCUGCAUUAUGCUGUAGUCUCUGAAAAUACAGGGAUUCAGAAUCUCCUUCAGUUGAAAAUUGUUCAAGAAGCUGAUGUCAAGUCACCAACAAAGCCAAAGCAGCAUGACCAAGUCUGUAGAUUAAGUUCCGAAAGAAGUGGAACUCCAAAAAAACGCAAAGCCCCACCACCACCUCCUGUCAGUCCUAUCCAGCUUAGUGACCUGUCCUCUCCACAUUCAACAACUUCAACCCCAGUGUCUGGGAAAGGCCAGUCUUCAUUUGCUGAGCACGGAUCCAAGCAGGAUGAAAUCAGUGCCAUUCACUCUGAUGGCAAGGAUGGGAUGAGCGAUAGUACUGCAGGUGCUGAUAGUUUAUUGGAUGUAAGUUCAGAAACAGACCAGCAAGACUUGCUUUUACUGUUACAAGCAAAAAUUGCAUCUUUGACCUUGCAUAAUAAGAAACUGCAAGAAAAAUUACAGGCACGUGCACUCAAGACAGAAGACCUGGAUGCCACACUGGAUUCUUCUCGUUCCACCUGUGCGGAGUUUGAUCACUCAACGGACAGGCUAAGUGAGAGCUCGGCAGCAGCAGCUCAGGAGAUCAGCUGCUCUCCACUGAGCUUAGCACAAGCUCAGGAAGAGGCCAGCAGUAACGAAGUGAAAAUCAGACAGCUGCAAGACAACUUAAAGGAGGUACAAAAGAGGCUGGACAGCUCAGAAGCAAAGAGGCGGCAUUUGGAGACGCAGCUUCAGUCCGGAACACUGGAUACCCUCUGCUUGCUGAACAGCUCUGACAUUUCCGAAAAUGGCUCCGACCUCAACCAGAAACUGAGAGAAACCCAAAGCAAGUAUGAAGAAGCGAUGAAGGAAGUCCUGAACGUCCAGAGGCAGAUGAAGCUAGGCCUGGUGGCUUCCGAAAGCAAAGAGGUGGACCUGCAGGAGCUCAGGGCCACGUGCGAGGAAGUCGAGGCACUGAAGGAAGAACUACAGAAGGUGCAAGAAGAAGGCGAGAGGCUCCGAGCAAAAGUGAGAGAGCUGGAGGAGAAGCUGGCGGAGAGAGAGAGGGAUGCGGCCGGCACGAUGUCAGCAGAAGAAUGUGAAGAGAUGAGGAGCUCCUAUUGCUUGGUUAUUGAGAACAUCAACCAGGAGAAGGCGCUUCUGAUUGAGAGGUACAAGGAGGGACAGGAGGAGAUCAGGAAGCUCCAAGAGAAGCUGAGAGGCCAGAUGGAGUCUGGGCAUGGUGAGGAAGCUGAGGAGGUGAGAGAUGCAAAGAACCAAAUGAUCACAGAGUUGAACAGGCAGGUCAGCAAGCUCUCUCAGCUGUACAAAGAAGCCCAGGCGGAACUUGAAGACUGCAAGAAAAGAGGUGUUGCAGAGGAUGCCAAUUCAGGAUGCAUACCUCUGGAGGAACACGAGAAGCUGAUGGAGGUCACCGUCUUGCAGAGAGAGCAAACUGAGGGUGCCCUGUUGGAAAUGAAGGCCCAGUAUGCAAAAGUGUUGAGCGAAGCAACCCAGCUCCAGAACCUGGUUGAUUCACAGAAAAAGAACUCUGUCUCCAUAACGGAGCAUCUCCAGGUGGUCACUUCUCUCAGGGCUUCGCUGAAGGAAAUGGAAGAAGAAAUUGGCGAGCUCAAAAUGCAGGUUCUGCACAAGGAAAGCGAGGUGCAGCGACUGCAGAGGGAGCUCUUGGAAGAAGAAGCUGCUGUCUGCGAAGCUAUGGUGCCCAGGGCAUUGUAUGAAGAGCUCCGAUCUACUUCAGAGGGAGAAGUCAACUCCAUGCUGUCCAAAGUGAAGGACUUGACAAAAGAGAGGGAAAAUCUGUCUGCAGAUCUUGCUCAUUUGAGGAAGGAAAUCUCACAAGUGAAAGGGGAGAAAGAGAGCCUCCGGACUCUCCUUGAAGCCAAGGAACAGGAAGUCAAAAGGCUGCUUCAUCAGUACCAUCAAGCUCAAGAAGAGCUGCUUGAAAUGAAAAAGGCCUCUGAGAGCUCCUCGAAACUAGAAGAGGAUAAAGACAGGAAGAUAAUGGACAUGACAAAGGAAGUUAGUAAAUUGAAGGAAGCACUGAACAGCCUGUCCCAACUUUCCUACUCAACUGGCACACCCAAGAGACAAAGCCAACAGCUGGAGCUAUUGCAACAACAAAUCAAGCAACUACAGAACCAGCUGACUGAAACAAAGAAGCAACACCAGGAGAUAGUAUCUGUUUACAGGACACAUCUGCUGUAUGCUGUGCAGGGCCAAAUGGAUGAGGACGUCCAGAAAGUGCUCAAACAGAUCUUAACAAUGUGCAAGAGUCAAUCGCAAAAGAAAAGUGAAACGAUUUUUGCUGAUCCCUAAUGGUGCUGCUGUAGAGAUUGAGACUUGCCUUAAAAUGAGAUUUGUUAGGCAUUCCCCCCCCCCACCUCCAGGAGGGAGCUGUCACAUGUCUCUGCCACUCUUCUUUCUUUAUUUUUAUGUAUUAUGAGCUAAUGUGUUGUCAUGUCUUCCCCUUGCCCCCAACCUAAAGUUCCCAGAGUGCUAUUUUUGUGUAUUGGAACAGAAACAUACAACUCUCUGUAAAUUGCCAUUACUUUAAAUCAGGGGUGGUCAAAGUCUGACCUACAGUAUUAGAAAGUGGCUCAGAGCUUCCUUUGGUGCAAGCCGUUGGAAGUCUCGGCUUGCAGUGUUGCAUUUUGGAUAAGUGCAUCUUCCGGAGGUGGGGGAAGCAAUGGAUUUUUCAGUUCUUAGUUAUCUAAAGAGGGGGAAACAAACCAGUUCAUAGGUUUUAAGACCCUCCAACGUCCAGGAUAACAGUAGAUGCAAUUCUGAUUUUGAAAUUCCUUUGGCCUUGUUAAUUGAAAGGUGUGGCAGGGGGCACCUCCUUGAUAAGACAGGGCCCACAGCAUGUAGGCCCCUACAUACUACAAGACCAGUGAUGUGUACUAACUCGAUAACGUAAAACAUAAACAUGCAGGUUAAUGAAUUUCAAACACGGCUAAUUCUGCUAAAACCCUAGUUUCUUUAUCAAACAGUAGGUCAAGCUAUCUAUGCAAAUCCUUGCAGUGCUAUUGGCUAUGGAGCUCAGGAGGAAGAAAACCCAGCGUUCCAAACGACAAACAAGGGAUCCGAAUGAACUCAUGAUGUUUACAGUGAGCACUGUUGUCUCACGGUUCCUAACCUCACUUUUGUAAAAGAUCUCCUCUAUGAUAUAUUUUUACUGGCCCUCAAAUUUAGAAAUGUCUUUUUGUAAUUAAAGCCAUUUGCCUGUUUAACACUUUUUCUGCAGUAGCCUUUAAUACCAAACGAUUUAGGCCUUUUUCUCUGUCUCUCUCCCCCCUUCGCCCAGCUGUUGUAAAAUGCAGCAGAGGUAUCCCAAUCCCCUGGGAAAAGGCUCUGUUGAAGCAGAACUGCCCAAAUACUGCACAAGAGAGGGAUUACUAGCUUUCUUGCCAAAUGUUGUAACACCAAGAAGCACAGAGAAAUCUUGCGUUUUUCAUUUUCAA